Messenger RNA from Oncorhynchus gorbuscha (pink salmon), 3305 nucleotides. RefSeq lists its product as uncharacterized. Lineage: Eukaryota; Metazoa; Chordata; Actinopteri; Salmoniformes; Salmonidae. Gene Ontology annotation, cellular component: nucleus. The record is from RefSeq and is a predicted model, not a curated record. The transcript is spliced from 7 exons. The coding region runs from base 351 to 2345 and encodes 664 amino acids.
AGAACAGUAGGUAACAAUUAGUUGGAAAUCUAGCUACAAAGUGUAAUGAAUUCACGCUCCACAACAGUGGGCGAACGCAGCAGGCGGUGGCAUUACCCCCCCUAACGAUUUUUUGCGGACCGCUAUAAUACCAUAGAAGAAGAAGUAAACGGAAGUGAACGGUGACCAAGAGUCAUUUCCACGUUAGGGUUUUGUUAUUUCAAAGUUUUUUUUAACACCCUGGAACUCAAUAUGACAAAUUUAACCACACAGCAUCACAUACCUACCCUAGGUAGUGUUUAGUUCGCGUUGGAGACAAGACUUGGUUGAUAUAUGUUAUCUAGGUAACUCUAGCCAGCUAGUUGCUAACAAUGGCUAACUGUAACGGUAUGGUUUUUCACACUCAAAUAGCCUCCAUCAUGGAGGUGCUAGCAAAUGCAGCCGUAGCAGAGAUCUGUAAAGUCGUAGACGACGACUAUGCAGUGUUUCGUUUGGAAAUGUCUCAAAGCCAGAAAGAAAAUAGGGGAUUGCGGAGGAAACUACAGCUACUAGAACUGAAGGUGGCACGGGAGCGCACAGAGAGGACAAUGCGAGAGCGCGUUUUCGCCAGUCGUCCCAGUACUUUCAACAUCCUAGACCGAUACAGAGGAAUGGCAAGAGGUGAAGGACAUCUCACUGGAGGCUACAGGAGCUUUGUGAAGCCAGCGGGACACAAUACAAGGAGUGAUGACCAACCAAUCACUGUUGAUGAGGGGAGUGGAACCUCAACCCAGAACAUUAUCAUGAUAGAGCCUGCAGGUGCAGAGGCUGCAGACCCUGGAGUCAAACUGGAGAGGUCUGGAGGAGAGGAGGACCCGCGGUACAGCAGAGACAUCCAGACUGGAGCAGCAUCUGGAGUGGUGCCCCCUGUAGCCACGGAGGACCUCACCACCGCCGCUGUGCUCCAGGCCAGGAACCGUUGCAGCAUCACGGAGGAGAAGGGUCCAGAGGUGCUGCUGGUGAAGGAGGAGGGGUGUGAGGAGGUUCUGGGGAACAUGGUCAUGGAGGACAACCAGACUACACCUCCUUCUGAACCCACAGAGGAAACAGCUGAGAAGCACAGGACCACACACAGUCUCACUGAGUCAGUAGACAUGGAGGAUGGGAAGCCUGAUCUAAUGCUGGUCAAAGAGGAGACAAUAGAAGACGAACCAGAGAGCAUUGAUCUGCUGAGUGGACUAAAGAUGGGGGAGCAAGGUGGUUGGCUGGAGGCUAACAGAGGAGACUGGGUGGCCAUCUUGGAUUCCCAGACUCAGACGGGUGCAGCCAAGGGCCCCGGGGAUGAAAACAUUGAGCAGGCCAGGACCAGAGGCGACAUGGCUGAGUCUGCAGACCAUGAGGAACUGUUUAUAUCCGGUGUUGCUGGUGGGAGAGACUGGACCUCUGAUGCGGCCGGUCACAAACCCUGGCCCCAGAUCAGGACCCUGGAUCAGGAGCCGUCACUCUUCCUUCCUGAGUCAGAACCAAGACUGAACCAUGAGGGACAGAGACUCCACCACACAGAAGACAACCAGUGGACAGGUGGACUGAACAACCUCAGUCCUGGUGGUCAUCAGAGAGACAGAGGCUCCAGUCAGGGAUCCAGUCUGCAGUCCAGACCCUCUUCGCAUUCUCGGUGCAGGGAUGAAGCAGGGCCUGGGGCUGAUAGAGAUAGACCCUCCUGUUCCUAUGAUACAAAUACCACAGUAUCCAUGAUGAACAGAGCAGGUCACCCUGGGCUUCAGUCUUCACCGAGAGUAAUGGGAGACCCCCCUGGUGGGAGUCGAACAGGAAGUCUGUCUUCUCCUUCUCAUCUAACCCCUGAUGAUUGGGUUCAUAGAAAGCCUGGACCUGGGUCUAGCCUUCCUCAACUACCUCAUGGUUGCCCCACCAAUACAGACAGGGUCAGGAUGGGUGUUCACCACAAGAAGUAUCUAGCUGAUAACAUGGCACACAAUCCCAACAACACUGAAACAAUGGCUAGAGGUCAAGGAGGGAGCUCAAAGACUAACCAGAUGAGGGUGGUGGCCCCUGCUUCUACCUCCUCUGGUGUCAUUUGGUCAAAACGUGGGAGGCCAAACAUUAAGACCAAUGCUAACAAGCCAUACGCCUGCCCCACAUGUGGGAAGUGCUUUGCUGAGGCGAACUAUGUGAAGAUCCACCAGAGGGUCCACACAGGGGAGAAACCGUUCAGCUGUACCCAGUGUCAUAUGCGCUUCUCAGAGGCUGGCACCCUGAAGAGGCACCAGAGGGUCCACACAGGGGAGAAACCCUACAGCUGCCCUCAGUGUGAGAAAAGGUUCUCCCACCAGCACCAUCUGAAGAGGCACCUGAAGGUCCACACAUGAGAAAGGCCAUUCGCCUUCUCUGAGGUUCUCAGAGAGGAGCUACCUCAGGUCACACCAGCAGAAAAACCAUUACACUUCAUAACAUAAAAUGUAACCAUUCCCUCCUCAGGGUACAGGAAUCACUACUGUAACUCCCUAGUUCCUUAGGGCCACCCAUUAGCACAUUGUCUUCCCAUCAUUGGUGUUAGUGCGGUGACAUACUGCCAACCUUCACUUUCUAUCAUUAGCUUUAGUCCUGCCCUCUAACCUCUCAUUUCCUAUUUGUGUUUUUGAUCUUCUCUUCCUCCAAGCUAACCCUAAAAUAUUUCCACCUCACAUUUAAUAGUUCUCUCCUUUUGCCCCCCUAACCAUGCAUGUACUCUUUGAGGGUGUCUCUUUUUCUGAGUUCCUUUUAUUUGUGUGUACAGAACAUGAUUCCUUUCUCAUCUUUAUCUACCCUCUUAUCUUCCUACUUCAUGCUGCUCAUUGGUUAACUGUCACCGUGGAAGCCCCCAUUGGGCCCACCCCCAAGCCACGCAGCAAAGCUCUGGAUAGGCUCGGUCAGGUGGACCAGAUCCAUAGAGCCAAUCGGGAUGCUUCUUAAUCUUCUCUCAAGACAAAGAUUCAUUUUCAUUACUGUCAACAGAAAAGAUCCACAGAUGCAUUUGGAAUAACGAUAGGGACAGUGUUGAAUAUUCCUGAAUAGAAUAUUACAUCCAGACAUUGUGUGAUAUAAACAGUAUAACGCAUAUAUAAGUCUAAAAGGUAUAUUACAUAGUGUUUGCACUGUGUAGGAUAUAUGAUGUUCACCAAUCCCUAUUUCAUUACAUCCAUUUAACUACUUUAUUUUUUACCGAGACACUUUUAAUGAUAAUAAAUGCAGUUCAUCAAGUUAAUGCAGAUUAUUUUGUUGAGACUUGUAUGUGUGGUUUUCAUAUGGUGUAUUUCAUUUUUUUUUAAUGUUUAAUAAACACAAACUUA